UGCACGUAUCCCUCUGAAGUCAGCACGUGCAAUAUUUGUUGGGAAAACUGUACUGUCAGAGCUCUGGCUAGUAGUCUUUCUGUUUAGUGCGUGGACUGACUAGAGCAGUCAGGUUGGUACUUUCAUUUGUUUGUGUUAACGAACAACACAGACGAAACGUUACAUCUUGCAACAUUGUAGCAUGGCUGGCAGCACCAUCAAGACAGUAUACGAUAUAUUUCAAUCCAUGGACUACGGACCGACUAGCUCAAGCACUGCUACAGCUCAGGCUUGGCUUGAGCAUCAGUCUGGUGCUCUCGGCCUGUUCAUUGACGGAAGGUUUGUCCUCCCAGCUGGAAGACAAACAUGCAGUGUGACUGACUCUUCAGGUGGUAGUGUGUGUACUACAGUGUGUGCCACAGAUGAGGAUGUGUCCCUGUCUGUGUCCUCUGGAGCCAGUGGGUUCAAGGCUUGGAGUGCCUUACCCUGCCACGUGAGAGCCAAGACUCUACUCAGGCUGGUGAGUGGCCUCCAGAGAUAUGGUCAGUGUUUGUCUGAGCUCUGUGACCUGGCCCAGUCUCCCAGUUCCUUCUCAGCACUGGUCAGGCUGCUGCAGUACUACUCUGGCUGGGCUCAGCUCCGUGACACCCUCCUCCCUGACUGGACACCACGAGGUUUGGUGGCAGUGGUUGUUUCUGAUGACUGCUCCCUCUACUCGCUCAUGCUUAAAGCCCUACCAGCCCUGGCCAUGGGCAACACAGUGGUAGUGAUCCCUGGCGUGGAGACAGCCAUUCCUGCUCUCCUGUUGGCUCAGCUGUUUGUAGAAGCGGGACUUCCUGCUGGGGUGCUUAAUGUGGUCACAGGCAAUGUUCUGUCACUGGCGUCCACAGUGGCUCAAAAUCCGCUCACUAGUUACGUCACCUACAGUGGCAAUAAGAACGAUGGAGAGAAGCUGUGCAGAGCCACGGCUGGCAUGGGGGUUCCAGUCUCUCUCUCCAUCUCCCUCGGUGCCACCUGUCCCUUCAUCAUCUUUGAGUCAGCUGACAUCGACAGCGCUGUAGAUGGAGUGAUAGAGACAGCCUUUAAGAAGAAGAGAGAGUGCCAGUGGCUACUGUGUGUCCAGGAGUCAGUGUUGGAUAUUGUUGUGGCCCGUCUGAAGUCACGGAUGGCAGGGAUGAAAAGCGUUCCUCUUCAGAAAGAAGGGGAUCGGAGGCUGGUGGACGCUGCAGUAGAGGAGGCCCAACAGCAGGGGGCCACGCUGAUCCAGCCAUGUGCCCCGUCCCCUUCUGGUGCCUCCUACCCCCCAACCGUGCUGUGCGGAAUGGCCCCUUCCUGUCCCUGUGUGGUGACCCCACCCCCUGGGCCCCUUCUGCCACUCCUCUCCUUCAGGAGCCAAACGGAAGGUGUCACACUGGGUAACCACAGCCCGCACGGCUAUGCUGCCUCUCUCUGGACGGAAGACCUCACUCUGGCUCUGGAGGCUGCCAAGGGUCUUUCUGUUGGUUCAGUGUGGGUCAAUUCCCACUCUGUUCUGGAUCCUUCCCUGCCUCUUUCUGGACACAAGGAGAGCAGCAACUGCACCGACGGAGGGAAGGAGGGUCUUUUCCAGUUCCUCCGGCCCUCCUCCUCUUCUCCUUCACUCCCCCGCUCCUCUCCAACCUCUCUGGAUUACUCCAGGUUUGGGACGGCGACCUCAGCGGCCAUCAUUCCCCAAGGACCUGAUUCCUCCAGUUGCCCUCGUUCCUACCUGCAGUAUGUGGGGGGAAAGCAGUGUAAGUCUGAGUCGGGCAGCAGUGUCUCCGUCCUGGCACCAGAUGGCGCUGUGCUGGCCUACUGUCCAGAUGCGGGGAGGAAAGACGUGCGCAACGCCGUGGAGGCUGCCAUUAAAGUCCAACCUGGUUGGAUGAAGAGGAGCCCUACGGAUCGGGCUCAGUCCCUCUUCACCCUGGCCAAAGCUUUGGAGAUGAAGAGGCGGGACUUGGCCGCGUCACUUCAUUCUCAGACAGGUCUCUCAUUGGAGGAGGUGGACAAGGAGGUGGAGCUCAGCAUUGCUCAGCUCUAUGAUUGGGCAGCUCGCUGCGAUAAGGAAACGGGCGGAAUUCUGCCUGUCCCACAGUCAGGUUCGGCUCUUUCCAUCCCAGAGGCCCUAGGGGUGGUGGGUGUGGUUCUCCCUGACUCCUCUCCCCUCCUCUCUAUGGUCUCCCUGCUGGUGGCUGCUGUUGCCAUGGGCAACGCUGUCGUCAUGGUGCCCAGUCCCAAGAACCCGUUGCCAGCUCUAGAGUUUAUCCAGGUUCUCCAGUCCUCUGAUAUUCCAGCAGGUGUGGUCAACAUUUUAACUGGUGGCAGAGAUCAGCUGACCCAAGCUCUAGCCAAUCACAGUGUCAUUAAAGCCAUAUGGUACUGGGGCAGUGUGGAGGGUUGCCAGUACCUCCAGCACACAUGUGCCAGCCCUCUGAAGAACCUGUGGCUUCACUGCCUGGAGGAGAAGGAUGGAGGGAGAGUCUGGAGCCAGCCUCCUCCCUCGCUUCUGGAGGAGAGGUGGAGACGGGCUGUCCAGUGGAAGAGUGUUUGGAUCCCCACCGCUUAGAGAGGGAGAGGAGAAAGGGGGGAGAGAGGAACAAGAAGAAGGUGGAGGGAGGGAGAAGGGAGAGAGAAAGCUGGAGAAUUAGAAUGAGUAAUGAGGAAUAUUUGAAAUCAGAUUUCUAAGAACAGGGAGGGUGUGUAUGGUCCUUAGUCCCAUUCUGGGAAUUAACCACGGGGAGAAGGGGGGGGGUAAGGUGAGCGUUGGAGGACAUCGUAGUGAGAGACACUAUUUGUUUGAGUGGGUCUUUCACAUUCCAUUUUAAAAUGCACUUAAUAGACCAACAACAAAACGGACUGCCGGUCAGGCAGACGAUUUGGGAAUAUUCAAUCAUACGCAACUUCCUCUUUCAUGACGAAGGCUGUGGUUACUAUAAAAACCAGACAUGUUCCAGCAUUUUCCGACAGUCAUGAUGACUCUGAUGUAAUCACAGCAAAUAGAUGGAGCUAUGUUAUGGCGUUUUAUGGAAAACUGUUAUAAACGGUUAUAACCCUUAUGCAUCGGUUACUACUACCUCUCUGUUAUGCCUUGUUAUAGGCAUUGCUGAUGCAUGGUCUGCUACAGGAACUUAGCCUUAGCCAACAAUAACCAAAAUGUUUUCCUUUAUAGCCUUAUCUAUAAUGUUCAGUUAAAAAUAAAAUAUGUUUGGUGGUGUUGGUACCCAUGAGAAGUUAAUCUAGCCAUUCCAAUGUUGUUUAUUAAAACAGUUAGUUCUGUUCUUACGAAGUCUUCAACGGUGUUGCAUACAUUAGGCCUUCUUAUUCAUUUAUUUUCUUUAUUGUUCAUGUUCGAAGUAUUAUGAUUGUUAAUGAUCAUGUAGUUGUAAAGUUUUAGGACCUGUAAUAAAACUAUUGUAACCUUA
Esox lucius (northern pike) is the source of this 3422-nucleotide messenger RNA. It is a transcript of the gene aldh16a1, whose product is annotated as aldehyde dehydrogenase 16 family, member A1. Gene Ontology annotation, molecular function: oxidoreductase activity, acting on the aldehyde or oxo group of donors, NAD or NADP as acceptor. Bases 182 to 2566 code for a protein of 794 amino acids. The transcript is spliced from 17 exons. Lineage: Eukaryota; Metazoa; Chordata; Actinopteri; Esociformes; Esocidae. The record is from RefSeq and is a predicted model, not a curated record.